AUGGGAAAGAAAGCUUGGGCGAAGAAAGUAAAGGGCGAGAAAUCUACUGCUCACCGCAGGGAAGAAACCCCAGAAGCGCAACCGCCCGUGGAAGCGCGACCUCCGAACCCGCCAUCUCCGGCGCCAGUUCCUCAGGCGCCGACGAUGAUUUCUUUAGACGCCAUGGCGGAGUUUCUGCGACUACAAGACCCUAUUCGGGACUGGACAGCGGCGUUGGCCGGUUUCAGUCAAAUAAGGGGAGCAGAGGACGUGACCAGAGGAGCCCCAUCUGAACCGAAUGUGCAAUCCAUGGUACAACCAACUAUUUCCAUUCCGAUUUUUGCCGAAAUUUUACCAGAAAGAAAAUCUCCAUCGGUAACCGUACUGCCAGAAUCUUCGGAAACUCCACAACAAAGUGAUUCGAUGGAGGUUGACCACAUAUCCGCCCAUUACGAUUCCGACUCAGAUGAACGUGAAGCGAGGAAGAGCAGGGAACAGGGGAGCCUACAGGGAGACGAUGAACCAGAGAAAACGCCGGCGGCGGGGACCGUUUCUCAAGGGACGGCGAGGGAAGAGAUAGAUUUAGAUGAGACGGCCAAGAAACAAGGCCUAAUGACGGAUGACGAAUUCCAGGCGAUUUUGGAUAGAGUAAACCAGAGGGAAGAUGAUACUGCCACGAUGGUUGAGGAUCUAAACCUCACAUCUAGGGCAGUAGAAAAAGAUGAAGAAGGCAGGGCAGGAGAGAAAGAGCCAGAGUCAGUGAACCCCCAGACAGAGGCGGGGAAGAAUGAUGUGCAUGUGGAAGCAGAAGAAACAGAAGCAAGACCAGAAGUACCCAACCCAGUGGCACCACCGGUGACGAAACUGAAGGCCGUCAAGAGGAAGUUGGUGUUGAAGGGCGAACCUGAGGCUAGUUGGCCAAAGCCGCAAAGGCGAGCCCAGGAACACCGGAGGGAACAAAGUGAUAGUGAAUACGCUGUCAGUGAAGAGUCAGAAUCGGACAUCGAUAUUUCCUUAGAAAAUGAGGAGUGCUGUGAGCAACAGCUUCCGCACGAUCAUCGGGAGCUAUCUGGAGGAGGCGAUAGGAUCGAAGUGGCGGAGCAGGGAACGGGGAAUUCCCCGUAG
Salvia splendens (bonfire salvia) is the source of this 1104-nucleotide messenger RNA. RefSeq lists its product as uncharacterized. Bases 1 to 1104 code for a protein of 367 amino acids. Lineage: Eukaryota; Viridiplantae; Streptophyta; Magnoliopsida; Lamiales; Lamiaceae. The transcript is spliced from 3 exons. The record is from RefSeq and is a predicted model, not a curated record.